This is a messenger RNA of Fusarium pseudograminearum CS3096, 174 nucleotides long. RefSeq lists its product as uncharacterized. Lineage: Eukaryota; Fungi; Ascomycota; Sordariomycetes; Hypocreales; Nectriaceae. The coding region runs from base 1 to 174 and encodes 57 amino acids. The transcript is spliced from 3 exons. The record is from RefSeq and is a predicted model, not a curated record.
AUGGCUAGCGAUAACUUCACUGAUUCUCCUGCAUCUGCUGGCAACCGAGGCCAGCUCAUCGACUCCCAACAAUGGAAAUGUUGCAACUGCGAUCACGGUUUCUGGAGCGAUAAGACUGACCUUGUCUGCCCCAACUGCAACGUCCCUCGCUGUACGAGAUGCGGAGUUUGUUAG